Molecule: messenger RNA, 1527 nt
Organism: Trifolium pratense (red clover)
Lineage: Eukaryota; Viridiplantae; Streptophyta; Magnoliopsida; Fabales; Fabaceae
Exons: 2
Coding region: 323-1303 (326 amino acids)
Source: RefSeq, a predicted model, not a curated record
UUCCCCUCUAUAGGAAACACCCAUCAUUGCCCCCAACAAUCCUUUUCAACCUUAGAAACCUGAGCUUCUAAGAUAUUCCAUUCUUCCAAUUCCUUUCACUUUUCUUCUUUCUUUUUAUUUUUUCCCUCAAAAUUCUCCUUUAUUUUUUUUAUUUUUCCCUUAUGCUUCUUCCACUCUCUCUCUCUCUCUCUCUCAAUUUAAAUAUCUCCUCCCUCUUCACAACCAUCUCUCCCUUCUUCCACCCCUUCAUCACUCCUCCAAUACACUUUUCUAAAUCUUUUUUCUUUUCCAUUUUUUUUCUUAAUUUCCACAAAACUUAAAAAUGGAUCCUUCAUCAACAAACUCAGUGAAUGGAUUCUACUCUUUUCUAACAAGAGGAAUUGAUGAUCUAGAAAGAGUUUUCUUAACAAACAAUUUCAUGUCAAUUCAAUUUCUUCAAAGAACACUUUCUUUACUUCGAUCUUUACAUACCCAAUUAACCCUUUUGGUUCAAAAACUUCAUCUACCAGUUGGUGAUAAAUGGCUUGAUGAAUACAUGGAUGAAAGUUCUAAACUUUGGGAAGCUUGUCAUGUUCUUAAGUCUGGCAUUUCAGGAAUUGAAAAUUAUUACUCUGCUUCUUCAAACAUCACUUCAACUCUUGAUUCUCAUAUUCACAUCACUCCACAAAUCUCUCGCCAGAUUAUAAGAGCAAUAUCAGGAUGUAGAAGAGAAGCUGUUGGAUUAGAAGAAGAGAAUCGUGCUUUAAUGGAAACAAGAAUUCAACCACUUUCAAUACGUUUUGAUGAAAGAGUUUCAAUUGAAUCAAAGCUAAACGGUUUCAAUGGUUUCAGAGGUGUUUUAUAUGCAAUGAGAAACGUGAGUUCGUUGUUAUUAAUGAUUCUGUUAUAUGGAUUAGUUUAUUGUUGGCCAGAAACAUCAUCGGAUUUAGUUUUUGGAGGAUACGAGGAUUAUGAAUAUGAAGGUUGUUUGUUUCUUGGAUCAUCUUUUAUGAUCUCAACAGCAAGAUUACAGCAGAGAGUGGUGGCGGAGAUGGGAAGAAUGAAUGGUGGAGCAGGGAUGUUGUUGCAUGAAUUUAGAAGAUCAAAGGUUGUUAUAGAAGAUCUUAGGAGUGAAUUAGAGAGAAGAGGUUCAAUUAUGGAAUGGGAAAAUGAAGUUGGUAUUAGAGAUAGAGUUGAGAAUUUGAGAGGUUCAUUUGGUGUUCUUAGAUCUGGUGCUGAUAAUAUUGUUGCUCAACUUGAUGAUUUUUUCGAUGAGAUUGUUGAAGGAAGAAAGAAGCUUUUGGAUUUUUGCAGUCAUAGGUGAAUCAAGAAGAAAAAUAAUAAUAAUUCAAGUUAAUUAAUUAGUAAUGGUGGAAGAAAUUGAACUAUUGUUGAAGAAGAACUAAUAGUUUCCUGCAAAGGAAAGAUGAAGAAAAAAAAAAUAGUAGAGAUUAGAGAGUAACAGUUGAUGGGUUGUUGUACCUUUUCUUAACCCUUUUUUUUUCUUUUAUUAAUUAUAAUUAUUUAUCUCUUGUGGUUUUUGUUUUG